AAAUCUCACUACAAAAGAAGAAAAAGAGACAGAAAACUCUUUGAAAUUAUGCGGACAGUUCAGUGACAUUGUCAGAAAUUCCUCAAAGAAGCUGCCUUGAUACGAUGAUCAUCCGAGGUUGUUCUUCACAGCCCACAUCAGCCCCAAGAAGCUGCUUCUCCACCUUGUUUUUGUUGCCAAAUUCGAACAGAUAUAGUUUCAAGAAGAGGGCUACAACAUUGAAGCAUGAAUUGGAUGUUGUCAGCUGUCGUUUCAACUCACCGCCCACAAAUUUCAGGAUUCAGGCAUUAGAAGCCAACAAGUUGGAUGGUGUUAAAGCAGAAGGUUCGAGAACAAAUUUACAGUAUGAUCAUCUUACAUGGCCUUCUCCGAGUGACAAAGUUCCGUUCUGGAAGAGAGAGUUUCCGUCUUGGGACAUCAGCGACAGCGGCCAUGUUGACAUCCGGAAGGAUUCUGACCCUAUCCAUAUCAUUCAUGUCACAGCUGAAAUGGCACCCAUAGCUAAGGUGGGAGGUCUUGGCGAUGUUGUGACCGGGCUAGCCCGUGCUUGUUUGACUCGUGGCCAUACCGUGGAUGUCUUUCUACCUUUCUAUGAAUGCAUCAACAAACAGCAUGUCAAAGAGCUCACACUGAUCAGUACGUAUGGCUCGUAUCAUGAUGGGAGCUGGAUCCCUACUAAUGUCUACCGUGGAGUAGUUUUUGGAAUUCCUGUGGUAUUUAUCGAACCGACUAACCACUUCUUCAAGGGACAAAGCGUGUAUGGAGGCUCAUAUGAUGAACUGGAAGCAUAUUUGUUCUUUAGUCGUGCCUGCCUCGAAUGGCUGCAGGUCUCUGCAACUCAGCCCGACAUUAUUCAUGUCCAUGAGUGGCAGACUGCUGGUUUGCCGUUGCUCUACUGGGAUAUGUAUCAGUAUCUGUCCCUUCAGAAACCACGAAUUGUGUUGACGAUCCAUAAUAUGGAGCACUAUGGAGAAUGCAGGCAAGAGCAAUUGAACAAGUGCGGUCUUGAUGGAUCCGUAUAUUCAACUGAAGAGAAGGCUAUGGAUGAUAGAACUAUUGGGCACAACCCCGAGAGAUUAAGUUUGCUAAAAGGAGGCAUUGUCUACAGCAAUGCUGUAGUUACAGUUUCUCCAACAUAUCUCAAGGAAACACUUAACUCGGGAUGGCUUGCUGCAACACUGAUACGACAUCGUGACAAGUACUUCGGCAUUUUGAACGGGAUAGAUACUGCAAUUUGGAACCCUGCCACAGAUGCAUUCUUGCCUGCUAAGUUUGAUGCUAACCAAAUCGAAGGGAAAAAGAUCUGCAAGCUUUAUGUGCAAAGAGGGCUUGGUUUGGCUCCCGAAGCACAGGACUCUGCUAAGGUGCCCCUGGUCGUCUGCAUCACUCGUUUAGUUGCUCAGAAAGGUCUUCAUUUGAUCACUAAUGCAAUCAGACAUGUAGAAGCCCUUAAUGGACAAAUGAUAAUUUUGGGGACUGCUCCAGAUGCUCGAGUUGGCAGCGAAUUUGAAGGUCUUGCUCGAUUGCACAACGAAGGUCCUAGCAUUCGGAUUCUUCAGAUGUACAGCGAGGAGCUGUCCCACAUGCUCUAUGCAGCUGCCGACAUUGUGUUGGUUCCAUCCAUAUACGAGCCAUGCGGACUUUCUCAGAUGAUUGGGAUGCGCUAUGGAGCGGUUCCACUGGUCAGAAAGACUGGUGGUCUUGCAGACACUGUUUUCGACAUGGAUGAUCAGUCGCAUUCUGAGAUUGCGAACGGGUUUGUUUUCGAAGGGAUUGAUGAAGGAUCGUUGAACUGCACUCUAGAUCGUGCUUUUUCAUUCUACCACGAGAAGCCUAAUGAAUGGAGGGACACGGUGAAGAAGGUUUUGCAGAUGGAUAAUAGCUGGAACAAUGCAGCAGGAAAGUAUAUUGAUGUCUAUAACAAUGUCAGAGUUAAACAUCAUUGAAAAUAUGUCAAUUCCCACUCCUCAAUAAACAACCUAUCUUUGUAUCAUAAUCACUUAAGCUUUGGUCAAAAUAAAAACAAUUUAGAGGUA
Salvia hispanica is the source of this 2036-nucleotide messenger RNA. RefSeq lists its product as uncharacterized. Gene Ontology annotation, molecular function: alpha-1,4-glucan glucosyltransferase (UDP-glucose donor) activity. The record is from RefSeq and is a predicted model, not a curated record. NCBI's taxonomy places the organism in Eukaryota, Viridiplantae, Streptophyta, Magnoliopsida, Lamiales, Lamiaceae.